GUUCAUGAUGGUGCUCAUCUGUUUGAUAUUCAGUGUGUUGUCUACAAUAGAACAAUACACCAACUUUGCUAACGAAACAUUAUUUUGGAUGGAGAUGGUCUUGGUUGUGUUCUUCGGCCUGGAGUACGUGAUUCGCCUGUGGUCUGCCGGCUGUCGCAGCAAGUAUAUGGGGGUCAGAGGCAGGUUCCGGUUUGCCAGGAAGCCCAUUUCUAUAAUAGAUUUCACAGUGGUGGUUGCCUCUAUCGUUGUGCUAACAGUCGGCUCCAAUGGUCAAGUGUUCGCUACUUCAGCCAUCAGGGGUGUUCGUUUCCUGCAAAUUUUGCGAAUGCUGCAUGUAGAUCGUCAGGGUGGAACAUGGAGACUUCUCGGCUCUGUUGUAUAUAUUCAUAGGCAAGAGCUGAUCACAACUCUGUACAUAGGAUUUUUAGGAUUGAUAUUCUCAUCCUAUUUCGUCUACCUGGCGGAGAAGGAUAAUGGCGAGGAUUUCACCAGCUAUGCAGAUGCUCUAUGGUGGGGCGUGAUCACAGUAACCACCAUUGGCUAUGGUGACACAGUUCCCAAAACGUGGAUGGGACGAAUCGUUGCUUCGUGUUUCUCUGUGUUUGCCAUUUCUUUCUUCGCUCUGCCAGCGGGUAUUCUGGGUUCUGGUUUUGCUCUCAAAGUUCAACAAAAACAGCGACAAAAACAUUUCAACAGGCAAAUCCCAACUGCUGCUUCUUUAAUACAGUGUCUAUGGAGAUGCCACGCAGCGGAGCCAACAUUCAACUCUUUAGCAACCUGGAAGAUUCAUAUACAGGACAAACACUACAAGCCUCAGAUGAACCACUCAGCUUCCUCGUCUGCCUUGUCUAGGAUGGCCAGAAAGGCAAGUCUUCUCAAAAAACGAAAAAGUGUUAGGAACUCUCUUGGCAGCAGUGGUUUGGAAAGACAGGAGAGCAUGACUUCCUUGACAGGGCAAGAAAUGAAUAAUCAGUUAUUACGCAUUCCAAACGCUGGAGACUUGGAAGAUGAGUAUGAGGAGCUUAUAUACAAACCUGAGCAGCUGACUGACGGUCACAAAGCAAUGAUACGGGUCAUAAGAAAGAUCAAAUUUUUUGUGGCUAGACGAAAGUUUCAGCAAGCGCGGAAGCCAUAUGAUGUCAGAGAUGUGAUAGAACAAUAUUCACAAGGUCAUCUGAAUAUGAUGGUCCGGAUAAAGGAGCUACAACGAAGACUUGAUCAGACAAUUGGUAAACCAACAUAUUAUGGUAAUAUACGAGAAAAGGAGAAGCUAACACUCUGUGCUCGUAUGGGACGACUAGAAAAUCAGGUCAACAGAAUUGAUUCCAAGCUGGACCAGACCAUUGUGCUGUUGAAUAUUCUAGUGCAGCAACAACCACAGCAACUCAGCUCAAGCCAUACCACAUCUCCUGAGGAGGGCUGA
Molecule: messenger RNA, 1423 nt
Organism: Candidula unifasciata
Lineage: Eukaryota; Metazoa; Mollusca; Gastropoda; Stylommatophora; Geomitridae
Source: the annotation of a GenBank genome assembly